AUGGAUGGGUUUGAAUUUGAUGUACUGGACGAAAUCUCCCACUCAUUUGAGCAAUUGGCCCUUGAGAAAAUUGAUAGCGCCACUUUCGACGACAACGUUACCAAGCUCAAGGAAUUAACUUCAAAGGCUACUACAGUAUUAUCCGAUAUUAAAAAUGAAGUAUCGCUAAUAAACGCAUCAAAAGAGUACAAUCAGCAUGUUCUAUCUAAGAUUGAUGUGGUUAGAGAGAAUGAGAGGAAGGAGUAUAAUGAAUUACUGCUAGUUCUAAAGGAUGAAAGGCAACGAUAUAACGAGCUGAAAAGUAGACUCAUUGAAUUGGAAAAUAAGUACAAAAGUUCUUGUCCUGACCACACUCUGAUGACCAAAGUACUAAGGGAACAAAUGCAGUGGCAGACGGCAUUAGAAUCUACCCUUCUAGAAACUUCCAAAUUGAAGCAUGAAUACAAACUAGCUAAACAGAAGAUAUUCGAGUUACAGCAAGAGAAUAUAAUCAAAAUUGAGCAUAGCAGAAUGUUUUAUGAGUUUCUCAAAGCCGCACUAAAAAUAGCAGUUCUAGAGGUUACUCCCAGCAGAUCAACCCUUGUUAUUGCACCAUUGGAGAAGGAGGACAAAUGGAUGUUGAUUGAUACUGACUCAGCUAGCAGGGAUUCAUUAUGGCGCCUGCUGGCUGAAAGGUGA
This is a messenger RNA of Babesia microti strain RI, 678 nucleotides long. RefSeq lists its product as hypothetical. NCBI's taxonomy places the organism in Eukaryota, Apicomplexa, Aconoidasida, Piroplasmida, Babesiidae. The record is from RefSeq and is a predicted model, not a curated record. Bases 1 to 678 code for a protein of 225 amino acids. The transcript has 5 exons.